AUGUCUACUUUGCAGCGUCGUAGAAAACAAGCUCGUAGUGAUUCAGUUGGGUCUAGUGGUACUGAUAGCAAUGAUAAUGAACCUACUAAUCGUCAAGCUGAAUCAAGAAGAGUAGCUUAUGAUCCAGAAGAAGAUAAAAUUAGAAAUAACAUGAGCGUCCCACAAUUAACCUUGAUGGAAGAGGUGGUUUUGUUAGGGCUAAGAGAUAAAGAAGGUUAUUUGUCGUUUUGGAAUGACAACAUUUCUUAUGCUUUACGUGGUUGUAUCAUUAUCGAAUUAGCUUUAAGAGGUAAAAUUCGUAUUCUUGAUGAUCCUGCAAGAAAAAGAUUCGAAUUAUCCGAAAGAUUGGUUGAAGUUGUUGAUUCAAGUAAGACUGGGGAAGUCUUGUUGGAUGAAGCCUUGCAAAUCAUGAGAAAUGAUGAGCCUUUGGCAAUUUCCAAUUGGGUUGAUUUAUUAAGUGGCGAAACUUGGAAUGUAUUCAAGAUUAAUUAUCAAUUAAAACAAGUUAGAGAGAGAAUAUCAAAAGGUCUGGUUGAUAAAGGUGUUCUAAGGACAGAAAUGAAAAAUUUCUUCUUAUUCGAUAUGGCUACCCAUCCAGUGACGGAUUCAAGUUGUAAAGAAGCUAUUAAGCGUAGAAUCUUAUCUAUUUUAGUUAAUAGAACAGCAGAAUUCACAUAUAAUGAUUAUUUUCCAGAAACAACCUCUUUUAAAUAUAUUAGAACCAUUUCUUUAAUAUGUAGUGCCUACGGUGCAAACGUUUUAGAAAAUGUCUUGAAUUCUUUGGAAUACCAAAAGAGAGAUAAUGGGUUGAAUAGAGCUGAAGAAUUGUUGGAACAAUUUUCUCAAUAUCCAUUUGAUUUGGAAAAGCAAACUGAAUUUGGUACUUCUAUUAAUUUAAACGCAUUGGUUAAAGAGGAAAUUGAGGCUGAUCCAAAGAAUGCAUUAUUUUUAGAAGUAGUGGCUGGUGUUUUUGAAGUAUUUUCUAAAAUGGAUUUAUUAUUAUAA
Henningerozyma blattae CBS 6284 is the source of this 1005-nucleotide messenger RNA. RefSeq names its product GOLPH3/VPS74 family protein. Gene Ontology annotation, cellular component: Golgi cisterna; cytosol; trans-Golgi network. The transcript has a single exon. The coding region runs from base 1 to 1005 and encodes 334 amino acids. Gene Ontology annotation, molecular function: phosphatidylinositol-4-phosphate binding. NCBI's taxonomy places the organism in Eukaryota, Fungi, Ascomycota, Saccharomycetes, Saccharomycetales, Saccharomycetaceae. The record is from RefSeq and is a predicted model, not a curated record. Gene Ontology annotation, biological process: Golgi to plasma membrane protein transport; retrograde vesicle-mediated transport, Golgi to endoplasmic reticulum; Golgi organization.